AUGUCAGAAUCAGUGCCAAAAAGCCAUGAAUUGAGCAAAGCUAAGGCUUCAUCAGUAGGCAGCACAAUGAUGACAAGGCCACAGAUCCACUGGCUUGAGAACAUUUUUAUGGGCACUUUUCUUUGGCAUGAGCAGUUCGAUCAGCUCUGCUGCUACCUACAACCUCAGGGAACUCCAAACAAAUACACACUGAAGACUCUUUGUGAAUAUGAGAUGGGCAAUGUGACCAUUGACUUGACAUCAGACUACCCAGACUUCCCUGCUCCUCUGCCAAUACUGCUUGCAAUUCACCAGUCUUGUGCCAUUGUCACUCACUGGGCUGGUGUGGCAAAGUACAUGGAUUUGCAUCCUGAGGAAGAUGAUGAGGACCAUGCAGUGCUGAGUGGAAUCAAGCAUGAAUCUCUGGAGGAUAGCUUGAAUUCAUAUGAGGGAUAUGUUACCAUCUUGACUGCUGCAGCACUCUCGAAAGCCAGUCCCAGCGGGUUGUUAUGUAGCCAUCAGCAGCAUUGUAGCAAGUGGGCAAAGGACAAUACAUUUACAAAACAAUUCUGUCCAGCCAAUGGCCCAGGUGACACUGCCCCGGUGUUAAUUGGCCAAUAUACUGCUGCCAGCCAGAGCAGGUAA
Dacryopinax primogenitus is the source of this 624-nucleotide messenger RNA. RefSeq lists its product as uncharacterized. The coding region runs from base 1 to 624 and encodes 207 amino acids. The record is from RefSeq and is a predicted model, not a curated record. NCBI's taxonomy places the organism in Eukaryota, Fungi, Basidiomycota, Dacrymycetes, Dacrymycetales, Dacrymycetaceae. The transcript is spliced from 4 exons.